AGCCGAGGUGGAAUAACCUGCAUGCAGUUCCACCCCUAAUCAGUUGAGCUGGGAUUUACACUUGGAGCUGAUACCUCCAUAACUCUGUCUAUUGCACUUGGUGCAACAGAAUUUGGGCAGAGCUCCGACAAGAUCGGCUUUGCCCUUUAGAAAGAGCCUCUUGGCAGCUGCAUGGGGGAGGGAGUGCAGAGGAAGAAAGGCCAGUGAGGAGCCCCCAGCAAAGGAUGCUGGCAGGAGGGGCUGCUGAGAUCGUUAGGGGGUGAACGGGCUGAACCUAGGGCUUCUGAGACCCAAGAGAAGGGUGGAGUGUUCCUAGCUUUGGGAGGAACACAGGUACGGAGGGGCUGGGUGGUCACUGUAGAAUGGAAGGACCUGCCCAUGUAACCCCCAGGUAUUGUCUGUUUGGCCCCUUCAUGACCACUAAUACUGUGUGUAAUGUCCCAGGCACUGACAUUUGAUAGGACAGAGAUAGAGGCAGAAUUGGCAACAGGCUGUCAUCCCAGGUUGUUGAGCUGAUGUCUUUGCAGACCACACUCAGCUACCUGAGCUAGUUCAGGACCCUGACCCACAAAUGAAGCUCAAACCCUUCCCCUGGGCUCAGUUCCUGCCUAUCAGGGAAACAUAUGCCCCUCCUUAUCCUACCAGUCCCUGCUGGGGUUUUGUGGAAAGAAGCUGCAGCAGCCCAAGCUUGGGAGAGACAAAGGGCAGGGAAUGCUUGCAUGGGGUUGACCACAACAGGUUAGAAUUAUGGUGAGAAGCUCUUCAGGGAGCGAGGCUCCAGGGAGAGCUGCAGUGGGUUGGUAGUCAAAGAUUCCCCAAGUAGACCAUAGGGGUAGGAGGCUCAGGAAACAGUGCUGGGACCUCAUUUCCACCCAUCCAGGACUCUGGGCAUCCAGGCCUUCCUGGGGGCCACACACAAUCCAGUGAAACAUGGGUCAGGGUGGCAUAUGAUCAGCCCCAACCUAUGGUCAGAUUCUCCUUUCCUGGAUCUCAGAGGAGGUAGUAUUGCAUGUGUGUACUGCACCUUACAGUUUGCAAAGCACCUUCCCAAACAUCAUCCUCUGUCACUCUCAGGAUCAACAUGACCACUUCUGAGGUUUGCUCCUGUCCACACCCAGGCUGCUGGCGGAGCCCCCUGGCCCAGAUCUCUGAUCUCACUAUUGACACCUUCCUUCAGCGUUAUCACCAUACUCAGGUUUCUACCAUGUUAAAUUCUAAAAUUAGAAAAGAGCCCUUGCAUCCCAAACCACCUUAAAUUACUGCCUUCUCUGGCCUCCUCUUAAAAGAGAAGGGAACUCUUCCAUCUUUUCCUCCAGACCCCCCUUCUACUCCUGUAGUCUGACUCGGCCUUGCACCACUUUUCUGAACUCAUUCUCUCAUGGACACUAGCGAAAUUCAGGGCAACCUCUCCAAUCCCAAUUUUACCUGGCCCCUUUUUUUUAACACCAGGAGCUGCCCCCACAUUCUUGAAGCCCACUCCAUCUUGGUUUUCAGGGCCUUCCUUCUCCUGGCCUUCUUCCUGCUCCCACACCGCCUCCCAAGCCUCUGGGGCUCUGCCACUCUUGCUCCGUGCUGGGCGCCACCCACACCACCCUCGAAUGCUCAUGAUUCUAGUCUCUCCAUCCAGUAUGUGAGAGGUAUCUUUCUCUAGUCUUCCUCAAAUCACCCAUUUCCCCCAAACAUUCUCUUCCUAUCAUGUUAAGGGUGUCACAUCCCACCCUCGUGCCCCAGUCCAGACACCUCUCUUGCCCCCACCCCCCGAACAUCAUCUGUAUAAAGUUUUGUCAGUUCUUCCUCCCUGCCAGAUCUUUCCACUGAUUCUAAGCCUCAGGCCACCCAGCCUCCACCCUCUCAGUCCCCAGCGGCUCCCUACACUGCAUCCAGAGAUGGCAAGAGAGGGGGUCAUGCUUAGGAUAGGAGGGGGCUACCUGGGCAGGAGUAUACUGGGCAUGGGGACAGAGCACGGCCAGGGUGAGUCACGAGAGGCACCCAGGGCACCAGAUGAAAGGAUGCACUUGCUCUCAGGGUCCUGCACUUGAUCCUGCACUUCAGUGGCACCCUAGGUGCCUGUCUUGCCUCACCCUAAGUCAGCCUUGUGGGACAUGUGGAACAGAUUAGUUUAAGGGAGGGAGGUGGUAAGGUCCUGUUCUCCACACCUGAGCGGGGGAGAUGCUGAUAGAAUGGAAUCUUACAAAGGCAGUGUGGACUGGUUUGUGGUGAGUUUUCCAACCACCUAGGGCUGUAAUUCCAGGUGUGGUGGCCAGAGGUGCCCCCUGAGGGGCCAGAGUUUUGUUAGGCUCCCCUGGUCUGGGGCCUAAUAGCUCAGACACAGCAUUAAACGUGGGCAUCUGGGUAGAAGACAGUUCGAAGAGCACUCAAGGGGCCGAGGGCUGCCACCUGUACCCCUUCCCCUUGGUAGAGAAGGAAGGCUCCCUGCCUGGUUUCUGGUGGGAGCAGGGGUUAAAGGCCUGAAGGGCUCCCCCGGCCAUUUCUGGCCCACGUAUUUGAGCGUCUACACUCGCGGCAGGCACUGCCUGCUGCCCCUGCCCGGCUGGAUGUGAGGAUCUCUGGGGCAGGUGUUCCCAGGUGCGGACUUGAGACAAAGGAACCAGGAAGCAGGGCCUUCUGGAGCACAGAGGAGAAAACUGCGGUCCGGGAUGGCUCAGUCGGCCCGUCCAAAGUCGCGCAGCUGGUUCUGGCCGAGCUGCGAGAGUGAGGCACAUGGCCCCUGCAGACCGGGCCUCGGAGGGUCCAAGGCUUGAGGACCUGUCGGCCCCCCACCCCCUUGGAGAGGCAAGGAGAGGAUCCUGCGCUGGUAGUGAGCCUCCACUUCUGCCCUUGACUGCAACACCCUAGUGCCCCCCUGGCUUAGUCAUGGCGAAGCUGGAGACACUGCCUGUGCGCGCUGACCCAGGGCGGGAUCCCCUCCUGGCCUUUGCCCCUCGGCCCUCUGAGCUCGGACCCCCAGACCCUCGCCUGGCCAUGGGCAGUGUGGGCAGUGGGGUGGCCCACACUCAGGAGUUCGCCAUGAAGAGUGUGGGCACCCGCACAGGGGGUGGGGGCAGCCAGGGCAGUUUCCCUGGCCCCCGUGGCGGUGGGGCCAGCAGGGAGAGGCCAAGCCGCUACCCCGCAGAGGACAAGGCUCUCGCCAAUUCACUCUACCUCAAUGGCGAGCUACGGGGCAGUGACCACACAGACGUCUGCGGCAAUGUGGUGGGCAGCAGUGGUGGCAGCAGCAGCAGUGGUGGCAGCGACAAGGCCCCGCCACAGUAUCGUGAGCCCAGCCACCCGCCCAAGCUCCUGGCCACCUCUGGCAAGCUAGACCAGUGCUCAGAGCCACUAGUUCGGCCUUCGGCCUUCAAGCCUGUUGUACCCAAGAACUUCCACUCCAUGCAGAACCUGUGCCCCCCACAGACCAACGGGACCCCAGAGGGACGACAGGGCCCUGGUGGCCUCAAGGGUGGACUGGACAAGUCUCGGACCAUGACCCCAGCGGGCGGGGGUGGGGGCGGCCUCUCAGACUCAGGCCGGAACUCACUCACAAGCCUGCCCACCUACAGCUCCAGCUACAGCCAGCACCUGGCGCCCCUCAGUGCCUCCACCAGCCACAUCAACCGCAUCGGCACUGCCAACUAUGGUAGUGGCAGCGGUGGCGGCGGCAGCAGUGGGGGGUCAGGCUACCAGGAUCUGGCGACCUCCGACAGUGUGCGGGCCUCCAGCAAGAGCGGGUCAUCCUCCUCCAUGGGGCGGCCAGGCCACCUGGGAUCAGGGGAGGGUGGAGGCGGAGGCCUGCCGUUUGCAGCCUGCUCACCGCCCUCGCCCAGCGCUCUGAUCCAGGAGCUGGAGGAGCGGCUGUGGGAGAAGGAGCAGGAGGUGGCAGCUCUGCGGCGUAGCCUGGAGCAGAGCGAGGCGGCAGUGGCCCAGGUGCUGGAGGAGCGUCAGAAGGCCUGGGAGCGUGAGCUGGCUGAGCUGCGGCAGGGCUGCAGCGGGAAGCUGCAGCAGGUGGCCCGGCGUGCCCAGCGCGCCCAGCAAGGCCUACAGCUGCAGGUGCUGCGGCUGCAGCAGGACAAGAAGCAGCUGCAGGAGGAGGCAGCCCGGCUGAUGCGGCAACGGGAAGAGCUUGAGGACAAGGUUGCCGCCUGCCAGAAGGAACAGGCUGAUUUCCUGCCCCGGAUGGAGGAAACUAAGUGGGAGGUAUGCCAGAAGGCUGGGGAGAUCUCCCUUCUGAAGCAGCAGCUGAAGGACUCGCAGGCGGAUGUGUCCCAGAAGCUGAGUGAGAUUGUCGGGCUGCGCUCGCAGCUGCGGGAGGGCCGGGCCUCUCUGCGGGAGAAGGAGGAGCAGCUGCUCAGCCUGAGGGACUCCUUCAGCAGCAAACAGGCCAGCCUGGAGCUGAGUGAGGGUGAGCUGCCCUCUGCCUGCCUCAAGCCGGCGCUGACCCCCGUGGACCCGGCCGAGCCGCAGGAUGCGCUGGCCACCUGCGAGAGCGACGAGGCCAAGAUGCGCCGUCAGGCUGGGGUGGCUGCCGCCGCCUCCUUGGUUUCCUUGGACGGGGAGGUGGAUGCUGGAGGGGAGAGUGGGACGCGGGCCCUGCGGCGGGAGGUGGGGCGGCUGCAGGCUGAGCUGGCAGCUGAGCGGCGAGCCCGGGAGCGCCAGGGUGCCAGCUUCGCAGAGGAGCGCCGAGUGUGGCUGGAGGAGAAGGAGAAGGUCAUCGAGUACCAGAAGCAGCUGCAGCUGAGUUAUGUGGAGAUGUACCAGCGCAACCAGCAGCUGGAGCGGCGGCUGCGAGAGCGCGGGGCCGCAGGAGGUGCCAGCACGCCUACACCCCAACAUGGGGAGGAGAAGAAAGCCUGGACCCCCUCCCGCCUCGAGCGCAUCGAGUCCACAGAAAUCUGAUCCCCUACCUGGGCAUGUGGCCUUUUGACAAAUACCCAGUCAAAGGCCAGGGUCCCCAGUAUCCCCUCCCUGCCAUCUCUUUUUCCCCAUGUUCCCUGUACCCCCAGACCAAAGAGGUUCUCAAAGCAGCUGUGACCAGGCCCCUCCCCUCCCCUCACUGGGUGCCUCCCAGCUCUACCACUGCCCCACUGGGCAGCCCACUCGACCCUCCUCCCAAGGAGGAAAUGGAGGGCAGAGUGAGUGGGGAUGCGGGGCCCAGGCUGCAGGGGAACUCAUGCUCCUUUUCUUGGCACCCCCUUGUUGGAGAGGUGGCAGGCCUUGCAGUGCAUGAGGUGCCCAGCCCCUUGGUGGGUCUGGGCUGCUACUGUCGGCCACCCUGUGUCCAGAGAUGUUCUCUGUACCCAUCUCCUAGGCCAUGUAGCCUGAGGGGGCCUGUGUGGGGUCUGCCGAAGCUGACACCUUGGGCUGCUGGCCUUUCUCUUUCCUGCACUUUUUUCCCUCCCUGGGCAGGUUGGCAGGACAAGUGGGAGCAGAUGGCCUGCCUGUGGUUGAGAGGGCUAACUGCCCAGCCCCUCCCCACCAAGGUCUCUUGGGCUCAGGCCUCAGAGCCUGGCCUGGUCCUGAGUGUGUGUCUGUAUGUGUGUGUUGGAGGAGGGAAGGGCUGGGGCUGGAGGCUCAGUGCCCAGGGAAGAUCUGCCAUCCUGUUCUUGGGAAGGGUCACCUGGAGGCGUCUUAGCCCUACCCUCCCCCUUCUGACCAGGAUCCCACAGGACAACAGCCCCAUCUGCUUGGCUGACCCCACACCCGGGGCCACUGUCCAGCUCUAACUACAGCUAUUAAGUGCCACCUGCCUCCCAGGCACUCCCCUCACCCAGUUUCUGAGGUCAUGUGAGUGUCUGAUGUCUUCCUGUGUCUUCCCCGACUUGAUUCCCUCAGCCACCUUCUGCUUUCGUGCUCAGCCUACAUCAUUGUCCUAGGCCACCUCUUCCCCCAAACCUCACCUUUUCUUCCAGUAGAAAACUGCUUGAUCUUUGGUGCACUGCCCACUUCCAAGCUCCACUGGGCCCAAGCCUGAGCCUGAGGCCCUUGUUUUGGGGGGUGGGGGGUGGCUAUGAUUGCUCUUGAAGAGCAAGACUGAACUGAGAGGAUCGCUGACCCCUGGGCCCCAGAGGCCUGGGGUAGCCCAGGGUGUGCCCAGGGUAUGCCUGGCAUGGCCAUCAGUGGAGGCUGGGGCAGCCAACGUCACUUCCUUCUUGGGGGCCCUCUCAGAGUCCAUCUCCCCAAAAUAAGGAGGGAAAGGCAAAUUACUAACACACCAGCAAUAAAAAUCGGAGGAGGCUUGGCCCUCAGCCCUUGUAUUUCUCUCUUUUCCCUCUCUCCUUCCCACUCCCAAGACUGGGUUUGUGGGGCAGGGUGGAGGGAGCUGGCAACUACUGUGAGCAACCCCCCAACCCCUGACCAGCCUCCUCCCAUGACUGGUGACUGUUUAAUGAGCUGUGCAUCCCCCACAAAAACAGGAGUGCCCCUGUGGCCUCUAUCUCUCUGCACAGCCCCUUCUGGUGCCCCUCACCAGACCUCUGAGCUGGGUGGGGGGCUGUCCUGGCAAUCACUGCCCAUUCCACUCACCCUUCAUUGCACCUGCCCCAGAACCUGGGCCUGGGCCAGAGGGGCAGGGGGAAGAGGAGGCAUUAGAAGGAAAAAAAGAAAAAAAAGAAAAAAAUAUGAACAGACUCAGCUUUGGGAUUUCCAACCACAAAAGAAAUUAUAUAUAAAUAUAUAUAAAUAUAUAUCUCUACCAUAUGUGAUGGAAAGAUUUCGUUUUCUUUUCCCAAAGAAAUAAAAGGGAGAAAGCCU
This is a messenger RNA of Hippopotamus amphibius kiboko, 6747 nucleotides long. RefSeq names its product leucine zipper tumor suppressor family member 3 (gene LZTS3). Gene Ontology annotation, biological process: regulation of dendritic spine morphogenesis. Lineage: Eukaryota; Metazoa; Chordata; Mammalia; Artiodactyla; Hippopotamidae. The record is from RefSeq and is a predicted model, not a curated record. Bases 2875 to 4893 code for a protein of 672 amino acids. Gene Ontology annotation, cellular component: dendritic spine. The transcript has 5 exons.